AUGGCAUUGCCUGCUCAUUUGCAAGAGACAUUCAGUCCAGAAGAAGUGCAGUUUCUAGUGGAAGAAGAGACAGUUAAGAUAUUUCCCCGUAUAACUACGAGACAGAAACGGAGGGAUAAGAACAGAGGAGCAUACGGUGAUGUGGAUACAAAAUGGAGUAUGUUAACCACUGAAAACGACAACUUGAAUAAUAUGGUAGCGAUGAGGUCUACUGAAGUAAAGCUGUGGAUAGCGUUGUUAUUGAAACAACAAAACAAAUGUAGUAUAGUGGCUCCCUCCUGGCUGACAUUACGCGAACUUAAUCGUAAGAUCCAACAAGAAACGAAUAACUCAGAUAGGUUUUGCGAUUUACCAUGGAAUUGGUUGGUAAUCGCCAAUGUACUGUUUGCAAAAGCAGCAGAUGAUUUUCAUGAUCCAGUACAUGAAUUGCGUAGCAAAGUUCAAGACCUCCGAGAAAUAAGACAAACGAAAGUGCUGAAAGGUUUAAAACAAUUAAAUGCAUCUCAUUUACAACUUGAUAAUCUGAGUUUGCUAGAAAUUAAUGAACUUCGACCAUUUAUAGUGAGGACGAUGGAUAAACUUCGAGAGAUUCAUGAUUCUGCCAAUACGGAUGGUGGAGUAGUUGAUGGAGACGAAGAAGAAAUCUAG
Messenger RNA from Nakaseomyces glabratus, 648 nucleotides. RefSeq names its product DNA replication protein PSF2 (gene PSF2). Gene Ontology annotation, biological process: double-strand break repair via break-induced replication; DNA replication. The record is from RefSeq and is a predicted model, not a curated record. Gene Ontology annotation, cellular component: GINS complex; nucleus. NCBI's taxonomy places the organism in Eukaryota, Fungi, Ascomycota, Saccharomycetes, Saccharomycetales, Saccharomycetaceae.